Messenger RNA from Adineta steineri, 660 nucleotides. The record is from the annotation of a GenBank genome assembly. NCBI's taxonomy places the organism in Eukaryota, Metazoa, Rotifera, Eurotatoria, Adinetida, Adinetidae.
AUGCAUCGUACAUUACCAGAUUCAGACGAUCAAAAUGAUAUACCAUAUGUUGCUCAACUACAUAGAGCACAACCGACAGACGAAUAUAAUACAAACAAUCAAAAGAAUUCACAUUAUAAUACACCUCGAAGUAUUUACGACCGUCGGAGUAAUGUAAAUCAUCGUACAGAUGUGAAUCCACGAGCUGAUGAACGUUCUGAAAAUUUACGAGGACCCGUUUAUUAUCAUAAUGAAGGCAAUCAAAAUAGAACACAAUUACAAUAUCGAGAAGUAACACAAAAUGCAGCUGUUCGUGAUAGUUUGAAUGGUCGCUUUGACGCUCAAGAGCGAAGUGUUGUUACUCAAAAUCAAGCAGUUGAUCGACGAAAUAAUCCUGUUGCACAAGUACAACAUGUCCCUACAACUAAUAAUACAUCUAAUACUGUUCGACAUACAAUUCCUGGUAGUAAUGGACGUUCAAUUAUAUUAGAUAUUAGUAUAUCAAUAGGCUCUGGUGGUCGUGCUUCUCAAGCAAACGUUACUACAAAUAAUACUAGAUCAAUAUCACCCAUGCGUUCAACAGCACUAUUUGAUAACGUUCGUACUGUUGAUUUAGAUUUACGUGCACCAGAACAUACUGCUAAAAUUUCUACAGAUGGUAAUUUGCGUUUUUCAUCAUAG